CCUAUUAUUUCAAACAACCAAAUGUAAUAAUGGUAUCGUGACAGUAUUUAAAUUCAUACAAUUGUAUUUGAAAAAAAAUUUAACAUGAAUUCUCAACAAAUAAUUCAACUUCCUUAUCGACUCAAAGCAGUUUUUAAAUUGUUUACGUCGAGAUUUAAUGAAAUUGGGAAUAAAAUCAAUAACUAUGAAAUGCCCGAAAAAAUUAAAGGCACUUUUCUCGAACGUUGGGCAAAUUAUUGGCAUACUCUGUAUAAAGAUUAUAAAGGUGUUGCGAUUGACGCAGUCAUAGAUUGCAAAAAACGUCCUGUACGUGCUGCAAUAUACACUACAUUUUUAGGAGGCUGUUUUUAUAGUAGUCGAUGCAAUCCAGAUGAAACUACGUUUAGGGAGCAAUUGAUACAAAGUAGUAUAAAAUUAAUACAAGUGGGAGAACCUAUACGCAAUCCUGUUUCUGUACAGCAUAUACAAUGGUUGGAACAAUGUUACAAUGAAGGACUUGUGAGGACAUUAAACUUGGGUAUUUUGUCUCUGAUCUGGUUAGAUAAUUAUGAUAAAGAUUGUUCAUUGUACAAGGCUGUCUGCCCUUACCUAAAACCACGAUUUGUAACCUUUCAUGAAAGAGUAGUGGAUAUAGGCUUUCUAAACAAAUGGUGGUUAUUAGAAAGAAAAAUGAAAGAUUAUGAUAUAAAUGAGGCUGAAUUUAGUGUGACACAAAUUACAAAUAAUGUAAAUACUACUUCAGCAACGUAAUAAAUAAGGGUUUAUAACAUAUCUUUAUAUGCAAGUUCCAAUUUAAUUGUGUAAAUAAGUUUCAUAUAAUUUU
Messenger RNA from Camponotus floridanus (Florida carpenter ant), 823 nucleotides. RefSeq names its product mitochondrial import inner membrane translocase subunit Tim29. Bases 85 to 750 code for a protein of 221 amino acids. The transcript has 4 exons. The record is from RefSeq and is a predicted model, not a curated record. Gene Ontology annotation, biological process: protein insertion into mitochondrial inner membrane. Gene Ontology annotation, cellular component: TIM22 mitochondrial import inner membrane insertion complex. Lineage: Eukaryota; Metazoa; Arthropoda; Insecta; Hymenoptera; Formicidae.